AUGGAGCAUGGUGUGGGGUCUGGUUCUUUAGCUGGUUGUCUGUUUGCUGCCAACAAGGUAAAAGGUACUGCUGCAAUGGCAUCUGCUAUGCCUGACAAAGAGGAAGUUGCCAAGAGUUCCCUGGAGAUGAAGGAGGAGGAGGAGCAACAGGAUGCAGUAAAUCAGGUGGCUAACCUCACCCUGGUCAGCUCUGCUUGUGUCAUGGUUUCUACAGCUUAUACCUCCACUAAGGAGAGCCACCCCUACAUCAAAUCUGUGUGUGACACAGCAGAGAAAAGAGUGAAGAGCGUGACUGAAGCCGCAGCCAGCUGUGUGCAGCCAGUUCUGACUACACUGGAUCCUCAUGUUGCUGCAGCAAGUCAGUGUGCCUCCAAGGGUUUGGAUAAACUAGGGGAAAAACUCCCACUCCUUCAAAAGCCAGUGGAGCAGAUUCUCUCUGACACAAAAGAGCUAGUGUCAUCUAGAAUGGAUGAUGCAAAGGAUGUUGUGAGCAGCAAAGUAAUGGAGGUGAUAGAUGUAACUAAGGAGACUCUUCAGAGCAGCGUGGAGACUGCCAGGUCUGCAGUGACCAGCAGUGUGGGGAUGGUUAUGGACUCCAGUGUGGGCCAGAUAGCUGCAAGAGGAGCAGAAGCUGUGCUGGGGAGAACAGAAGAUAACUCUCUCCCUAUUGGAAAUGAGGAACUAGCCCAGCUGGCAGCAUCUGAGGAGAGCGCAGGCAUAAUGUCUGUGGAGCAACAGCAGGAGAAGAGGAGGUACUUUGUGCGGUUGGGGUCCCUCUCUGAUGAGCUUCGCCUGUUUGCCUACCUCCACUCAACAGACAAAAUGAAGCAGGUCUGGCAGAGCAUGAAGGAGACCCUUGCACAGCUUCACUGCAUCAUUGAAUUCAUUGAAGUGUUUCAGCAAGGAUUUAAUCAGAAGCUUCAGGAGGGGCAGCAGAAACUAGUCCAGAUGUGGCUGGACUGGAGCAGGAAGUUUUCCAAAGAGAGUGGAGAUGAAAGCUCUGUAGAACCAGAGGAGAUGGAGUAUCUGGCCCUGCUCUUGGCACGCAGUAUCACACAGCAGCUGCAAAUCACCUGCUGUAAAAUAGGGUCUGCAAUCCAAGGCCUUCCCUCAAGCCUUCAAGAUAAGGUGAAAAAAUCUCUUGAUACCAUAGAGGAGCUUCAUAAUUCUUUCUUGAUGGUAAACUCCUUCCAGGACUUGUCCAGCAGUGUCUUGACCCAGAGCCAUAGGAAGCUGGCUGCAAUCCAGGAAUAUAUGGAGGAGCUGUUGGACUACUUGAAGAACAACACACCUCUGUCCUGGCUGGUGGGACCCUUCUCUCCCAAGGAGGAGGAAACUUCCCAGCAAGGUGAACCCUCACAGGAGAAGGAGGCAGAGACAGCAGGAGCAAGAUAUCAUGCAGCUUCCAGCACCCUCAUGUAA
Molecule: messenger RNA, 1422 nt
Organism: Tyto alba (common barn owl)
Lineage: Eukaryota; Metazoa; Chordata; Aves; Strigiformes; Tytonidae
Product: perilipin-3
Biological process (GO): lipid storage; positive regulation of triglyceride storage
Cellular component (GO): cytosol; lipid droplet
Source: RefSeq, a predicted model, not a curated record